This is a messenger RNA of Melanotaenia boesemani (Boeseman's rainbowfish), 3092 nucleotides long. It is a transcript of the gene exoc1, whose product is annotated as exocyst complex component 1. The coding region runs from base 93 to 2807 and encodes 904 amino acids. NCBI's taxonomy places the organism in Eukaryota, Metazoa, Chordata, Actinopteri, Atheriniformes, Melanotaeniidae. The record is from RefSeq and is a predicted model, not a curated record. Gene Ontology annotation, molecular function: phosphatidylinositol-4,5-bisphosphate binding. The transcript is spliced from 20 exons. Gene Ontology annotation, cellular component: exocyst; plasma membrane. Gene Ontology annotation, biological process: Golgi to plasma membrane transport; exocytosis.
GGAGUCACAUGACAGCUCAGAACGGGAAACCAGGAAGUGAGAGGGCGGUGCUUUGAAGGGCUGUGAGGAAAAAAUAUAAGACAAUAUUUACAAUGACAGCCAUCAAGCACGCGCUCCAAAGGGACAUCUUCACGCCCAAUGAUGAACGCCUUCUCGGUAUUGUCAAUGUCUGUAAGGCCGGAAAGAAAAAGAAGAACUGCUUCUUGUGUGCUACAGUUACGACAGAGAGGCCUGUCCAGGUUAAAGUAGUUAAAGUGAAAAAGUCUGACAAAGGAGAUUUCUACAAGAGACAGCAGACCUGGGAGCUCAGAGACCUGACACAAGUAGAUGCCAAAGAUGCAAGCAAGGAAAACCCUGAAUUUGAUCUUCACUUUGAGAAGGUGUACCGCUGGUUGGCUAGCAGUACAGCAGAGAAAAACUCCUUUAUUUCCUGCAUUUGGAAACUUAACCAGCGCUAUCUGAGGAAGAAGGUGGAGUUUGUGAAUGUCAGUUCUCAGUUGCUUGAAGAACUUCCUAAAGCGGAAGAGUCGGUGCCAAGCGGUGAGAGCCAAAGUGUCGCAGGGGGUGAUGAGGAUGCUUUGGAUGACUACCAGGAGCUCAGCACCCGUGAGGAGCAGGAUAUUGAGGGCAUGAUGGAGAUGUGCGAGUAUGCUAUCUCCAAUGCUGAAGCUUUUGCUGAGAAGCUCUUCAAAGAGUUGCAGGUUUUAGAUGGGGCCAACAUUCAGUCCAUCAUGGCAUCAGAGAAGCAGGUUAAUAUCCUGAUGCAGCUGCUGGAUGAGGCGCUGGCAGAGGUGGACACCAUCGAGGGGAAACUGAGCAGCUAUGAGGAAAUGCUCCAGAGCGUUAAGGAACAGAUGGAUCAGAUCUCCCAGAGCAACCGCCUCAUCCAGAUCAGCAACACCAACAACGGCAAACUGCUCGAUGAGAUCCAGUUCUUAGUGAACUACAUGGACUUGUCAAAGGGACACAUUAGGGCCUUGCAAGAUGGAGACCUGACCUCCCCUAAAGGUAUUGAGGCCUGCAUCAACGCCUCUGAAGCUCUUCUGCAGUGCAUGAAUGUAGCACUCCGACCAGGCCAUGACAAGCUUGUGUCUGUGAAGCAGCAACAGCAACUAUUUGCUGAGCUGAGAGAUACCUUUGCUCGCCGCCUCACCAAUCACCUCAAUAAUGUGUUUGUUCACCAGGGCCAUGAUCAGAGCUCCACCUUGUCACAGCACACAGCUGAGCUGACUCUGCCCAAACACAGCCCCCUCCACAGGGACCUGCUGCGCUAUGCCAAGCUUAUGGAGUGGCUGAAGAACACUCACAAGGAGAAAUAUGAAGGCUUAUCCAGGACAUAUGUUGAUUACAUGAGCAGACUUUAUGAGCGAGAAAUUAAAGACUUCUUUGAGGUUGCCAAGAUAAAAAUGGCGGGUACAUCCAAAGAAGCGAAGGGCAAGUUUGCCACGCUUCCGCGGAAAGAGAGUGCACUCAAACAGGAAACGGAAAGCCUGCACGGCAGUUCUGGGAAGCUCACGGGCUCCACCUCCAGCCUGAACAAGUUGACGGUGCAGGGCUCCAAUAGUCGGCGUUCCCAGUCUUCCUCACUGCUGGACAUGGGCAACAUGUCCGCCUCCGACCUGGAUGUGGCAGACAGGACCAAGUUUGACAAGAUAUUUGAGCAGGUCCUCAGUGAGCUGGAGCCUCUGUGUCUUACAGAACAAGAUUUCAUCAGCAAAUUCUUUAAACUGCAGCAGCACCAGACUGUUAUGCCCCCUCUCGCACAGCCUGAAACAGAGGAGCCCGAUGGGAGCGCGCCAUCAAAAAUGCCUCCCCAGGCAGAACAUAGACACUCUUUGUCAUCAGAGAAAGACAUGGUGCGGCUGAUGAUGAAUAAAAUCUUCCAAAGCAUUGAGACUGAGCUCAACAGCCUGAUCGCCUUGGGUGACAAGAUUGACAGCUUCCACUCUCUGUACAUGCUGGUGAAGAUGAGUCACCAUGUGUGGACAGCUGAGAAUGUUGACCCGGCAUCCUUCCUCAGCACCACUCUUGGAAAUGUGCUGGUCACUGUCAAGAGGAACUUUGACAAAUGCAUUUCAAGUCAAAUCAGGCAGAUGGAGGAAGUGAAGAUAUCUAAGAAAAGCAAAGUUGGUAUCUUACCUUUUGUCACCGGGUUUGAGGAGUUUGCUGAACUUGCCGAGACGAUCUUUCGUAAUGCAGAGCGCCGAGGGGACCUAGAUAAAGCUUAUGUCAAGCUUAUCAGGGCCGUCUUCGUGAAUGUUGAGAAGGUAGCUAAUGAAAGCCAAAAGACCCCACGGGAUGUUGUGCUGAUGGAGAAUUUCCACCACAUCUUUUCAACGUUAUCACGUCUAAAGAUUUCCUGCCUGGAUGCAGAGAGACGAGAGGCUAAGCACAAAUACACAGACCACCUGCAGUCUUAUGUAAUCAACUCUCUGGGACAGCCAUUGGAAAAACUCAAUCAUUUCUUUGAAGGCGUUGAAGCACGUGUGGCCCAGGGCGUACGUGAGGAGGAGGUGAGCUACCAUCUGGCCUUUAACAAACAAGAGCUGCGCAAAGUCAUCAAAGAGUAUCCUGGCAAAGAGGUGAAAAAGGGCCUGGACAACCUUUACAAGAAGGUGGACAAACAUCUAUGUGAAGAAGAAAGUUUGCUACAGGUGGUGUGGCACUCCAUGCAAGACGAAUUCAUCCGUCAAUAUAAACACUUUGAAGAUCUGAUAGGCAGAUGCUAUCCUGGAUCUGGAAUCACCAUGGAGUUUACCAUCCAGGACAUGUUGGAGUACUUUUCCAGCAUUGCUCAGUCUCAUUAGUUUAGCUGCUGUGCACUGGGCCUUAAUGAUUCACUACUGCCUCACACUGGCUGAAGAUACACUUGCAACUCAUUAACUAUCCUGUAAUGCUUUUUGAACAUUUCAUUUUUCUGUUUUAUAAUUUAAUGAAAGGGAAUUGUACACUAAACAGUGGUGCAGAUAUUGCUUAACUGCCUUGUGCCUGUUUCUCAAGAUUCAACAACUGAGUCCCACAUACCUGGUUGUUUGUCAUAUUUUUGUUGUUGCUGUAUGCCAUAUGUACAUAAUAAAUUUACACCUCUUCAA